Molecule: messenger RNA, 474 nt
Organism: Zingiber officinale
Lineage: Eukaryota; Viridiplantae; Streptophyta; Magnoliopsida; Zingiberales; Zingiberaceae
Product: polyamine oxidase 3-like
Exons: 5
Coding region: 1-330 (109 amino acids)
Molecular function (GO): oxidoreductase activity
Source: RefSeq, a predicted model, not a curated record
AUGGGCCUUGCUGGUAUAGCAAUCCAGCUCCAAGGAGCAGCCUGGUUGCAUGGUGUCUGCAACGAGAAUCCAUUGGCAUCUUGGAUUGGAAGACUUGGUCUACCAAUUUAUCGAACUUCUGGUGACAAUUCUGUCUUGUAUGAUCAUGACUUGGAGAGCUACGCACUCUUUGAUGGUGAUGGACAUCAAGUGCCUCAAGAUCUAGUGGAAAAAGUUGGUAAGGUGUUUGAAACCAUUCUGGAAGAGGCUAACAAACUCAGGUAUGAAACAAAUGAAGACAUGUCUAUAGCACAGGCUAUUAAGCUAGUCAUGGAGAGGCAUUCAAUAUGAUGCAUUAUUAAUGAAUUAAGUCUACUUUAUGAGAUUUCAGAUUUUUUUAUUAUUCAUAGGCAUUUAGUUUAGAUCAAGUGACAUUUCUUUAUCUUCUUCUUACAGGUGGAGUUUGAAGGAUUAGGAGAAUUAAGAAGCAAGGAU